Molecule: messenger RNA, 522 nt
Organism: Durotheca rogersii
Lineage: Eukaryota; Fungi; Ascomycota; Sordariomycetes; Xylariales; Xylariaceae
Exons: 2
Coding region: 199-507 (102 amino acids)
Source: RefSeq, a predicted model, not a curated record
UGUCUUUCCCUUGGUUACGACGUGAGACUGCUGGCCUGUGCAGACUUCGCCCAGUGUUUAGCCGACCUGGCUCAAGCAAGGGAUGGUCCUGCUUCGGCCUCGCCUCCGAUCACCUUGCAUAUAUCAUCAAUUCGAAUCCAACUACACCCUUAAACCUCAGCCAAGUGCCAAUCGUGAUCUUGGAUUUCCGUCUCGCGGAUGCUUCCUUCGCAGAACCCAACUCCGUGUCACGCCGAGUCUGCCUUCUUCCGGGUCGCAUCCGCGUCGUCGUCGGCCGAGAUGGCAGCUGAGCAGCAGAGCCACCCGCAGCCAGAACCACCAGAGCCAUCCCAGCCGCCUCAGCACCAGGCGCGCCGAGAGAUGGUGAGGGGACGAUUGCGACCGCCGUCCAAGCUGCCCGCACCCAGAUCGUAUACCGUCGCCAGGCCGUCCAUCAGCGAAGUGACGAUAAGACGUCCGACCGACCGACAACUGCCCCGUAUGUGCUGCCGCGUGUUAAACCUGUAACCCCGAACGCUCAGG